AUGACCCUAGAUCGUUCACCUAUCCUGUACCCAAUGAUUGCCCUAGAUCGUUCACCUAUCCUGUACCCAAUGAUUGCCCUAGAUCGUUCACCUUUCCUGUACCGAAUGAUUGCCCUAGAUCGUUUACCUAUCCUGUACCCAAUGAUUGCCCUAGAUCGUUCACCUAUCCGGUACCCAAUGAUUGCCCUAGAUCGUUCACCUAUCCUGUACCCAAUGAUUGACCUAGAUCGUUCACCUAUCCUGUACCCAAUGAUUGCCCUAGAUCGUUCACCUAUCCUGUACCCAAUGAUUGCCCUAGAUCGUUCACCUAUCCUGUACCCAAUGAUUGCCCUAGAUCGUUCACCUAUCCUGUACCCAAUGAUUGCCCUAGAUCGUUCACCUAUCCUGUACCCAAUGAUUGCCCUAGAUCGUUCACCUAUCCUGUACCCAAUGAUUGCCCUAGAUCGUUCACCUAUCCGGUACCCAAUGAUUGCCCUAGAUCGUUCACCUAUACUGUACCCAAUGAUUGCCCUAGAUCGUUUACCUAUCCUGUACCCAAUGAUUGCCCUAGAUCGUUUACCUAUCCUGUACCCAAUGAUUGCCCUAGAUCGUUUACCUAUCCUGUACCCAAUGACUGCCCUAGAUCGUUCACCUAUCCGGUACCCAAUGACUGCCCUAGAUCGUUCACCUAUCCGGUACCCAAUGAUUGCCCUAGAUCGUUCACCUAUCCUGUACCCAAUGAUUGCCCUAGAUCGUUCACCUAUCCUGUACCCAAUGAUGGCCCUAGAUCGUUCACCUAUCCGGUACCCAAUGAUUGCCCUAGAUCGUUCACCUAUCCUGUACCCAAUGAUUGCCCUAGAUCGUUCACCUAUCCGGUACCCAAUGAUUGCCCUAGAUCGUUUACCUAUCCUGUACCCAAUGAUUGCCCUAGAUCGUUCACCUAUCCGGUACCCAAUGAUUGCCCUAGAUCGUUCACCUAUCCUGUACCCAAUGAUUGCCCUAGAUCGUUCACCUAUCCUGUACCCAAUGAUUGCCCUAGAUCGAUCACCUAUCCGGUACCCAAUGAUGGCCCUAGAUCGUUCACCUAUCCGGUACCCAAUGAUUGCCCUAGAUCGUUCACCUAUCCGGUACCCAAUGAUUGCCCUACAUCGUUCACCUAUCCUGUACCCAAUGAUUGCCCUAGAUCGUUCACCUAUCCUGUACCCAAUGAUUGCCCUAGAUCGUUCACCUAUCCUGUACCCAAUGAUUGCCCUAGAUCGUUCACCUAUCCUGUACCCAAUGAUUGCCCUAGAUCGUUUACCUAUCCUGUACCCAAUGAUUGCCCUAGAUCGUUUACCUAUCCUGUACCCAAUGAUUGCUUUCAAAUGGUCAUGGUGCAAGGGAAGCAAGGGCAUGCCAUAUUAUGACACAUAUCUCAUAGUGCAAGGGAAACCAGGGCAUGCUGUACCGAGGCAUUCAAUUCAUAGCGCAAGGGAAACUAGUGCAUGUCGUAUCAAGGCAUAUAUUCCAUUCUGGCAUCUCAAUUUAACCGAUAAUGAUAUAAGAGCAAUUAAACCCUUGUGUUUUAUGCGACCAAACAACAUAUUUGGCGACAUGUUGUCUUUGAGAGGUAUGAAUGCUCCACCAAGACUCGAAACGUACGGGCAUAUUUACUGA
Messenger RNA from Mya arenaria, 1635 nucleotides. RefSeq lists its product as uncharacterized. The record is from RefSeq and is a predicted model, not a curated record. Lineage: Eukaryota; Metazoa; Mollusca; Bivalvia; Myida; Myidae. The transcript has a single exon. Bases 1 to 1635 code for a protein of 544 amino acids.